AUGGCCAUCUUAAAAGGAGAAUGUCCUAGUCCCUUUUUACAAGCUUCCCUGUUCCCAGAGGUUGGUGGAUACAUCGACGGGAGAUACUGCGCAGAACUCUCUACCAAUCUCACAUGCUGCAUCCCAUGUCCUCUUGCUGACUGGAGAUAUCCCAACGAUACCUCGGCAAAAGCCAAUAUCGCGGGUUGGAUUAGUGUCGCCCUACUACCUCUUUGUAUCUUCCUUCUGACCUCAUACGCCGUUCUUCCUGCAAAAUGGACGAACCGUCACUAUCUAAGUACAUGCAUUACUUUGGGCAUCUUCUGCAUGGAGAUUGCAUUCAUUAUCCCCCUCGGCGCAAAACCUGACCUAUGCUAUAAUGAAAUCACACCGAACGAUAUGUACUCCAAUCUCUCCUGCGCUUUCUCGGGAUCUCUAUUACUAUUCGGUGGAUGGAUGGUGUGCAUGUGGAGUUUCAUCCGAACGAUCGCGUUUCACCUGCAGGUGUGCUGGGAAGUCGUCUUAGGACGAAAAUUUAUGUGGGGAGCUUUCGUUUGUGGAAUUGGCAUCCCUGCCAUUGGAAUGACCGUGAUGCUGGUAUUAACCGGUGUGUCAUUCCGAUUUGGGGAAGUCUGUCAUAUCAAUAUCCCCCAUGGACUGCAGGACUACUGGGCACCUUUGAUGGCAUUCACAGUCGUGUCAUUGGUUCUACAGCUGUCGACAAUGAGCUACUGCAUACACAUCUAUCUACGGUCAUUUUUCGAAAAAUCCCAUACCCACAGCUCCUCUGGCCUUCCCUCAUACGCAUCAAGCGUAAACACUCAGUCCGCUCGCCAGACUUACCGCCGUAUUCGCAGUGUACUGAAGCUGCAGUGGCGCGGAGCUGCCCUCGUGUUGAUCAUCAUCGGCAACGUGAUCUUCUUCUCUGUCAUAUUUGUCAAAAUGGACAAAGAACUGGUUCUCAACAGUACCAAUAUCGCCAAAGCCAUACCGUGGCUAGAGUGUCUUGUCGAAGGUACUAGCACAGAGGAAUGGCAGGCAUGCAGAGGCAAGGCGGCAGGUAUAGGACCCAACGAGGCGACUCUACUCGCCCUGAUCUACCUCUUAGCUCUAGUCGGCUUCUGGAAUUUCAUCCUCUUUGUGCGUCCAUCCAUGUUUGUUGGCUGGGUCGAACUGUUCAAGAGCAAGUUUACGAACAAUCACGAGUUCAUCUCAGUUGAUGCACACGGUCGCCGUGCUGAUAGCAAGGGCUUCGAGAUGCUUACGAGCCAGGUCAAAAGUCCUGAGCCAGAGACGUAUAUGCGAUCGCCCACUCCUUCCGGCAUAGUCGGGCACACUCUCAGCACCAGAACCACCCCGAGACCGAGCCUUGAUGUAAGGACUCCUAUGGUCAGAGAGGCGCGGUAUGUCCGCCCGUCUAUGAGCUUCUCAGCCCCCAGAUCACCGUCGGCUCAGGCCCGGAACGAAUGGGACCCUUCAUCGUCAUUCGCUCCGGGUAGACAAAAAGAGUCGAAUUAA
This is a messenger RNA of Penicillium taxi, 1497 nucleotides long. RefSeq names its product protein gprM (gene gprM). The record is from RefSeq and is a predicted model, not a curated record. The transcript is spliced from 5 exons. Lineage: Eukaryota; Fungi; Ascomycota; Eurotiomycetes; Eurotiales; Aspergillaceae. The coding region runs from base 1 to 1497 and encodes 498 amino acids.